Pediculus humanus corporis (human body louse) is the source of this 555-nucleotide messenger RNA. Its product is annotated as ser/thr protein kinase-trb, putative. The transcript is spliced from 3 exons. Bases 1 to 555 code for a protein of 184 amino acids. Gene Ontology annotation, cellular component: nucleus. The record is from RefSeq and is a predicted model, not a curated record. Gene Ontology annotation, biological process: positive regulation of proteasomal ubiquitin-dependent protein catabolic process; regulation of MAP kinase activity; protein phosphorylation. NCBI's taxonomy places the organism in Eukaryota, Metazoa, Arthropoda, Insecta, Psocodea, Pediculidae. Gene Ontology annotation, molecular function: mitogen-activated protein kinase kinase binding; protein kinase activity; ATP binding.
AUGUGUGACCUAUUAUUUUUUUUUGAGUGGGUGACGACGACGACGACGACGACGACUAGUAGCAAAGACAAGUUGCAAAAUUAUAUUUUUUUUUUUUUUUUUUACUUUUAUAGAAGUGCAACUAGAACGCAUAUCAAAUUGGAAACGCUUGAAGAUGCCGUCGUUUUAGACAAUCCUGAAGAUGACAUGUUGCACGAUAAAAGAGGUUGUCCCGCAUAUGUCAGCCCCGAAAUAUUGAGGAGUCACGUUCCUUACAGUGGUAAAGCAGCCGAUAUGUGGAGUUUAGGAGUUAUUUUAUUCACUAUGCUCGUAGGACGGUAUCCCUUCAGCGAUUUAGAUCACACAAAUUUAUUUAAGAAAAUUAGCCGAGGAAAUUUCAACAUACCCGACACGGUUUCAAACAAAGCAAAAUGUUUAAUAAGGAAUUUAAUGAGACGAGAACCGAGGGAAAGGAUAAGUUCCGAAGAUGUUCUCCUACAUCCUUGGGUCGUUCAAGACGACGAGGAAACGGAAAUCGCCCAGAGGACUGAUCAGGUCGUUCCAAACAUUGAUUAA